AUGCAUCUGGGAUCAAACUUUGCCUGCUCUAUUCUUCUUGACGCACGCCAUCAGAUGACUCUCGCUGAGCCUAAUCAAUAUUCUCCAAGGCCCAUAGAGUUGUAUAUCUUAUACGUGGUCAGAACUAUAACAAUCAUGGAGCGAUCCAUCAUGUGGCUGCUAAAGAUCUACGCUGCAGAUGAUAUAACGCCUGGUGGCAUGCGCGCUAAGCUGCCAAAUUGGUGUGAUAAAAAAUGGCCAACUUGCACACCAUGCUAUCGCGUUGAUGCCGUCUGCUCCGGACCACCGACCGAGGCCAAGUUUGUCCACAAUGGUAUCCAUGCCACCAAAGGAGUAGACUGUGAUGCAUCAGCUACAUCUGCAAGCCUACAGGUGUCGUCCAGUGCUCCAUCUCACGCCAUUGUCGCCAUCAAGUCUCGAGAUAUACCCGGCGGGGCGACCUACAGCGUGCUGCGUCUAUCACAAGAGCCACGACCCAAUCUCACAACUGUGGCAGAUCGUCUGGCUGCAACUCUCGUCAGACAUCUCGAAAAUGGCCCGGAUAAUGCAUUCCUGCUGACUGCGGGCCACAUCAAAUUUCUGCCCGCUCGUGUUGGAGCAAGCUCUGCGCUACGUGACUGCGUUGCCCUGCUUUGUUCCACAUGGAACAACUUCCGACGGGCUCUACCAGUUGAACAAUUAAUAAAUCCUGAUGUUUAUGGAAAGGCGCUGCGCAGCCUCCAAAUUGCUCUCAAUGAUGAAUGCCGGCAGCUUAGCACUGAGACGCUGGCCGCAGUCACCAUCUUGGAACGAGUCGAGAUUCUAUUCGACGCGAGGCGGCCCCGCCAUAGAGCAUUGCAUGGGCAAGGGAUGUACGGGUUGAUGCUCCAGAGAGGACCACCAAGACUCAGCGACGAGCUGGAUACAUGCUUGGCAUUUGAUAAUCUGGGGCCAUUGCUAGCACUCUCACUUGUCGAAGGAAGGCAAGUCUUUUAUCUUACACCACAGUGGAGAGAAAGGAUGGAUGAAGCACUGAGAAACACUUUGGAUGUUCCUAGUGAACGUCUAGAUGCGUAUGCUCUAGAUCUGCAUAGCAGUUAUUGGCCAUCGCUAGUGCAUCAACUUAGGCUCGUACACAACAAUCCUAGAGCAAUUUCCAUAAGAAAGAGCGCUGCUUCUCUGUGUGGGCGAGUUGUAAAGCUUGUCCCACAGCUCAGGAUGCUAGGUGAAAGCAUAGUCGCAAAGAUGCGCAGACUGGGUAACAUUGUUGAAUUGCCAGACAGUGAAUCUCCCUUCGGCAUGAAGUAUCAUUUUGAGAACAUGGAGUCCGCACAGUGUUGGAUAACAUAUAAAAUGCUCUCUAUUGUCCUGAACAGAAUUCUCCGCGCCUUGGCUAUCAUUCUAAAUGAUCCAAUUGCUCUCUUGGACGAUGAGCACACGACAUUGUCUCGGGACAUCUGCAUGUGUGUGGCAUACAUUGGUACAUUAGGUACAUUGCCUGCUAUUUCGGCUCAACCGCCGUUGUUCAUGGCUUACGAAGGAGUCAAUGAGACUGAGAGAGCCUAUUUACGAAAUUUUAUUCGACAGUCUGACAGAUUCAAGAGAAGAUUGCCGCAAAGCGAGUCGGCAUUGGAAAACUUUGCGCUCAACACAGCCUAUGCACUCACAGGACGAGAAAAUUUCUUUUAA
This is a messenger RNA of Trichoderma harzianum CBS 226.95, 1668 nucleotides long. RefSeq lists its product as hypothetical. The transcript is spliced from 6 exons. Lineage: Eukaryota; Fungi; Ascomycota; Sordariomycetes; Hypocreales; Hypocreaceae. Bases 1 to 1668 code for a protein of 555 amino acids. The record is from RefSeq and is a predicted model, not a curated record.